GGAGAAAUUAGGGUUCUUGAUUUUAGGGCUCUUGGCUAGGAUGAUUGAUGAGCAAUGGCUCCUCGACGAUCGCCGCGCUGCUCCGGGAAUGUGGGAGUUCACGCGAUCUAGCUCGUGGCAGGCAGCUCCACAGCCAGAUUCUCAGCGCUGGCUACCGCUCGACGGUACUGGAGAAUUCGCUCGUGAGGAUGUAUGGAGAUUGCGGGAGCCUGGACGAGGCAGUGGAUGCGUUCUCCAGGAUUUCUUCACGCAAUGUCUUCUCCUGGAACAUCCUUCUCUCGGCAUUUGCGCAGCGAGGGCAUCUGGAUCUCGCGAGGGCGGUGCUGGAGAUCUUCCCCGAAUUUGACACGGUGAGCCACAAUAUCUUACUCGCUGCUUAUGCUCGAUCCUGCGCUAUACCAGCGGCGAGAGAUCUCUUCCAGCGAAUGCCCGACAGAGAUCUUGUAUCGUGGAACACUCUUCUCGCAGGCCUUGCCUCGAAUGGCUACUACAUUGACGCGAAGAACACGUUUGAUACAAUGCCGCGGAGAAACCUUCUCUCCUGGAACUCCAUGCUCGCUACUGGCGAUGGAGAGCAGCAACAGCUAGAAGAUCUGGAAGAGCUCUUCGAAAAACUUCCACAGCGAUGUAUUGUCUCGUGGACGGAGAUGGUGAGCGCUUAUGCCCAGCACGGGCACUUCCAGAGUUCGUGGAGCUUGUUCUUGGCGAUGCCCGAGCGUAGCAUCGUGUCUCUCAACUCGGCCAUGCAAGCCUUCGACCGCGAAGAAACCGUGGCGACCAUUUUCGAGAAGAUGCCCGAGAGGAACUUGGUCUCUUUCAAUCUGAGGCUCGGUGCCACUGCAGACGGUGUCCAAGCGAUGGAGCUACUCGAUUUCAUGCCCGAGAGGAACAUCGCGUCCUGGACGUCGGUUCUAGCGGUCUUCUCCAAGAACAGUGACCACCUCCAAACUUUAGAGCCUGCCGAGCGGAUCUUCUCCAGAAUGCCGCAGUGGGAUGGCUUGUCGUGCAAUGCCAUGGCUCGUCUCUACUCGGAAGCUGACGACUUGCCCUCCACCGCUAAGAUCUUUCACACCAAUCUACGAAGGGACGCGGUUUCCUGGAACACUUUGAUCACGAGUUACGGCCGAAGAGGUGAUGUCACGAGUGCCAGAGAAGUUUUCCACCGGAUGCCUCUUCACACACUGGCUUGCUCCACGGCGAUGCUGGUGGCCAUUUCUCGAAGUGGUGACGAUAGCUCUGCUCGGGACUGGUUCGAGAGCAUGCCUUUCCACGACAUCGUUUCCUGGAACGCUAUGAUCUUCGCUGCAGCUGGAAAGAAGGAAAGUUUCGUGCUGUUUAGAAGAAUGCAGCUAGAAGGAACCAGACCAACUUACGUGACUUACGCCACCAUGAUAGAUUCCUGUGCCGAAGCCGCGGCUCUCGGAGAUGGACGGGCGAUCCACGAAAGGAUACUCCAGCUCGGGUACUUUCCGGGAAUUCUUGUCAUCGGUAACUCACUGAUCAACUUCUACAGUAGCUGUGGAGCAGUCGAGGAAGCACUUGAUGUGUUCCAAAGCAUGCGGAGAAGAGACUUGAUAACUUGGAGCACCAUAGUGUCUGGAUACGCUUGGAACGGGCUCGGCGAGAGAUCGGCUCAACUCUUCCAGUUUAUGUUGCUCGAAGGCUUGGAUCCAAGCUCGGUCACUCUAGUGAACGUUCUCACUUCGUGCAGCCAUGGAGGUCUGUUGGACUUUGGAAGACGCUUGUUCGUGUUCGUGACCGCAGAAGUACCUGGAUUUCCUGUCUGCCGAGAGCACUAUGACUGCCUGGUCGAUCUUCUCGGUCGAUCUGGAAGGCUGGAGGAGGCUCUGGAGUUGAUGGAGAGCAUGCCAUUCGAGCCUACUGCGCUGGGACGGAUGAGCUUUGCUGCUUCGUGCAGGAAACAACACUUGGAAGGGUGCCUAGAGUUGCAAGGACUGGAUUGCUACCUUUGCUGCGACGGAUGAUCGGCUGUGCUGCGCAUACUCCAUGGACGAGGUUAAUCUUUCAAGCGUAUCCGUGG
This is a messenger RNA of Selaginella moellendorffii, 2041 nucleotides long. RefSeq names its product pentatricopeptide repeat-containing protein At4g02750. The record is from RefSeq and is a predicted model, not a curated record. Gene Ontology annotation, biological process: RNA modification. Gene Ontology annotation, molecular function: RNA binding; protein binding. NCBI's taxonomy places the organism in Eukaryota, Viridiplantae, Streptophyta, Lycopodiopsida, Selaginellales, Selaginellaceae. The transcript is spliced from 2 exons. The coding region runs from base 48 to 1985 and encodes 645 amino acids.